AUGACAGCGGAAGCGGAGAUGGUAAACACACCGUCGGUUUCAACUACUAUGGACAGUUCCAUAAACAGUAAUGCAUCAGAAUACGCCAUUGGAACCAGCAUAACCACAAAAUUUCCCUCUUUUCGAAAAAGCUCUCUCAAAACUGUUUAUCAGUGGUUGGAGGGAAAACGACAGGAUGACGGUGCAGAAGGUUUGUGGCGGAUUAACGACGAUUUGUAUGAUUUAACCGAAUUUACUGAUCGUCAUCCUGGUGGGGCCGAGUGGCUACGACUGACGAAGGGUACGGAUAUAACGGAAGCGUUCGAAACGCAACAUAUCCGGAACCUUGCCGUUCAGCUUUUACCAAUGUAUAGAGUACGAACAGCAAAGGAGAAGCGAAAUGUUCGCUUCACGUUUCACGAACAAGGUUUCUACCGAACACUGAAGCGAAGGAUUGGUGAAAAGUUGCAGGAUGUGGAUCAGCGACCUGCACGAUAUUCGGAAAUUAUUCAGGAUGCGCUGAUGACUAGCACUUUUGUGCUCGCAUACUUGGCGAUCAAUGUUGAAAGUUAUUUGUUGGCGGCUGCUUGCGGUUGGGUGUUGGCUUGGACGAUGAUCUGCGCUCAUAACUUUUUCCACCGGAAGGACAACUGGAGAAUGCUGAUUUUCAAUAUUGCCUUUUUCAGCUACAGAGAAUGGCGAAUAUCGCAUGUACUAUCACAUCAUUUAUAUCCAAACUCGAUACUGGAUCUCGAAUUGACUUUUUUCGAACCGUUCCUGUGUUGGUUCGUUCACACCAAGAAGAACAUUUUACAACGCUUUGUGUCCUGGUUUAUUGUCCCGAUCGUUUAUGUAGUGAUGUUUUUCAACGAAUUUAUAAAAAGGGUAGUGGAAACGUGUUCCACCAGUACCAAAUCGUUUUAUAAGGACGAUGCGAUCACCUUAGUGCUACCUAUCUUUUUGUACAUGACCAGUGCGCAAAGCAUACUUACAGUCUUAGCUUUUUGGAUGAUUAUCAUUCUAAUGGCUAGUUUUGCGUUUGGUUAUAUCGGAUUAAACGCUGCUCAUCAUCACCCAGAAAUAGUCCAUUCGGGAGAUUCAAUUCCUUCUGAGAUUGAUUUCGGUGUAUACCAGCUAGCGGCAACAGUGGACAGAUUCGAUAGGAAAAGUUCCCAAUUUCAAGUUCUGACUGGAUUUGGUGACCACUGUCUACAUCAUCUGUUCCCGACCUUGGAUCAGGGAGUUUUGGCUCAACUGUAUCCGACAUUUUUGGAAACAUGUGCUGAAUUCGAAGUACAAUACCGGGAAUAUCAAUGGUGGCAAAUGCUUAUAGGACAGUACCGGCAGCUUGCUCGGAAUCACACAACAGAUUAUUUGGUAAGGACUAAGAAAAAUAUGUGA
Messenger RNA from Sabethes cyaneus, 1380 nucleotides. RefSeq names its product cytochrome b5-related protein-like. Gene Ontology annotation, biological process: lipid metabolic process. The coding region runs from base 1 to 1380 and encodes 459 amino acids. NCBI's taxonomy places the organism in Eukaryota, Metazoa, Arthropoda, Insecta, Diptera, Culicidae. The transcript is spliced from 6 exons. The record is from RefSeq and is a predicted model, not a curated record. Gene Ontology annotation, cellular component: mitochondrion.